Theobroma umbraticum is the source of this 1992-nucleotide messenger RNA. NCBI's taxonomy places the organism in Eukaryota, Viridiplantae, Streptophyta, Magnoliopsida, Malvales, Malvaceae. The record is from RefSeq and is a predicted model, not a curated record.
AGAAUGCUUGGUGGUCGCGCGAGAAGUUGAAGAAGUCACCGGAGGUGAGAAGUACAGUGCUGCUUCGUUAGGAAGGCAAAAUGAAUCACGCAGCCCGGUCGACGUGUAGGCUAUAUAUAGCAACCACCUCGUUUCCCCUUUUGAUCUCAAGUCUAUCCAUCAGUGCAAAUGAAGAAAAUGUUCUUGUUUUGGUUGAUUGCUCCAACUUAGUGAUCCAGUUCAUCUGGAAAGGGAAAGAACGGAAGAUCAGGUAUAUCGCGCUUCCUAUUCCUACAUCACCUCUUGUUUUGUUCAUUUUGUUCUUCCUAUUCCACCAUUUUCGAAGGUUUAUCCUGUAAGCAGAUCUCCCCCUUUCUCCAUUGUUCCUUGUUCUGUGCUUUAAGUAUAGGCGCGUUGACUUGAUACCCGGUUACUGGAUUCCCGAUCUUGUAUCUGAUCCAUUCCAGCCGUCAACAAAUCGUUGUCGUUUGGAGGGUUAAGAACCAAAGAAUUCAAAAUUAGGCCAAAUUAAGAUGCAGCUUUAAGUCUCAAUACCGAAGGGCGGAGGACAACUUCGUAAAUCUGAAAUCAAAUAGAAGGUGAGAAGGAAAUAUAUAUAGUGACUGUUGAAGGUCGGUGUCUACAAGAAAUGGUGGCUUCUUCUAGUGCUGCUAAAGCAGCAAAGACCAGCAAUCACAAACAAACGGGUAGCACAGCAACAACUGCUGAUUUUAAGCAAAAGGCAAAAGCACCUCCAACUCCAGCUCAGAGAAGAGCGAAACAGUUGGUGGACAAAAGAUACCGGGCAAACAAAAAAAGGAAGUUUGAGGAACUUCUGGAAGAAAACCUGAGGAUGGGUGCGGAGCUGGAGGAAAAGAACUCUCACAUAGUUCGCAUAACAAAUGAAAACCAGGAACUAUGGAGAGCUCUUAAGAGACAGGAGGCCAAGGAGGAACUGAUGAAGCAAAUUCCCUGUGCAUGGAAAGUUGACGGGACAAAUUUUACUUCUUUUGACCAGGCGGAAACCUGGUUUCUGUCGCAGACCUAUGAUCAAGGCCCGAACGACACUAACAACAAUGCAACUACUUCUGCUGCUGCUGGCCCCUCGUGUGUUGCAAAUCAUGGCUUGCCAAAAAAAGCAGAUAAUAAUCCUUUCAGUCAUGACCCUGCAGCCGGAUUUCCAACUGCUUCUGUUGUUGGCUCCUCUGCCACAUAUCUUGAGUCGGCCUCUGUGUUUGAUGCGCUAGAUAAUCUUGAUAUCAGUUCUCUUUUCACUGAUCAUGACCUUGCUGCCGAAUUUCCAAAUCUCUCAGCAGCUGGCCCCUCCUUUAUCACAGAUCAUGACUUGACCUCUGUGUUUGAUGCGCUAGAUAGUCAUGAUAUCAGUGAUCUUUCCACUGAUCAUGACCUUGCUGCGGCUGGCUCCUCAUUUGUUGCAGGUCAUGACUUGCCUGUCUUGGUUGAUGUUCCAAAUAAUCAUGAUACCAUCAGUAAUCUUUUCACUCAUGAUGACCCUGCUGCCGAAAAUGAAUCAGGAUUUCCAAUUGGUUUUGUUGCUGGCUCCUCUGCCGGAAAUCAUGACUUGCAUGCCCCCAAAUCUUACGAUAUCAGUGGUCUUUUCACUCAUUACCCUGCUGCCGAUGAAAAAGCAGCUUUGUAAAUUUACACUGAGAAAAUCCCAUCUUCAAAGACGGUUUAGAGAUGGUACCUAUAAGCUCCUCACCUCCUCAAGCAUAUAUGCACACCUUUUCUAUGUGAAGAGCUAUAUAAUGGUUAAUUUAUUGUGCAUGCCACCAAGUUAAGGAGCCAUUUAUAUCGUCUCUGAAUCUCGCAUAUUUUUUGCGUGUGUUUCUUAAUAUUUUGAUCGUCUCGGAAUCCUUUUUAUAUGUAUUUUUGGAGAUUUAUAUCGUCUGUGCUUUUUAUAUGUAUUUCUUCAAGUCUUGGACCUUUUUAUAUGUAUUGUUGAACACGUAUUUUUAUGUUAUAAGAAUGCGUACGGUGUUUGCUUAAUAA